AUGGAUUCUGGCUCUUCAGACUUGCAAGACCUAAUGGUAAAACGCAGUUCUAUUAAGGGUCAAAUUACAAAAUUUAAAAAUUAUAUAGUCAGUAUUUCGUGUAAGGAGAUAUUAACUCCAUUAGAGUUUAGUGAAUUAACAAUUAAGCUCAGUAGAUUUGAAUCGCUUUCUAGCCGGUUUGAUACAUUGCAAAAUCGAAUAGAGGUUUUAAAUUCUAGUAAUUUAGAUAGUGAGAUAGAUGAGAGGGAUGAUAUGGAACAGUUAUUUGUGACUAAUACGGCCGUUGCUCAGAGUAUUAUUCAGAAACAUCAACAAAAUAACCAUAGAGAUGAUAGUAAUUAUAAAGACCUGAAUUCUACUCAAAUGUCGUCUCCUGCUGGUCAGCAUGAAUUGGGAUUUAAAAUACCACACGUACAAAUUGCCAAGUAUGAUGGGACCUACUUCCGGUGGCUUGAAUUUAAGGACACAUUCUUGUCUAUUAUUCAUAAUAAUGAGCGUAUUGCACCAAUUCACAAAUUUUAUUAUUUAACUUCUUAUUUAGAAGGAGAUGCAGCUCGUGUAAUAUCUAAUUUGGAAGUAUCUAGUAAUAAUUACGAAACGGCUUGGAAUUUAUUGUGUGAGCGGUAUGACAAUAAACGCCAGUUAAUCAAACAUCAUUUAGAUUCGUUAUUGAACCUUCAAAACAUAGUCCGUGAAUCUGAUAAGGCACUUAGAUUUUUAGUUGAUCAUGUGACAAAGAAUUUACGAGCAUUGGGCAACUUGGGUCAACCCACGGACAAGUGGGAUAUUUUAAUCAUACACAUCAUGAGUUCAAAAUUAGAUAAUAAUACUCUUCGAAAAUGGGAGGAAUGGCGUGGUACAUUGGAUGACAUUCCUAAUUUAAAACAAUUUAGUAAGUUUUUAAUCGAUCGUGCUGACGUUCUAGAAUCAUUAAGUCGUAGCUCUACCAGUAAUAAAUUUAUUUCUUUGCCAAAGGGAUCUAACUCCAAAUUUGAAAGACCACAUAUUAAAUCGUUUGCUUGCACCAACGAAGUAAGUGCUCCUUCUAUAUCUUGCGUUAUAUGUAAUGGAAAGCACCGCAUUUAUGACUGCACUUCCUUUAAAGCUAAGGACAUAGAAGAACGUAUAAAUGAAGUACAUAAGUUAAAAUUAUGUAGCAAUUGCUUAAGGUCGGGUCACGCAACACGAAACUGUCGCUUGGGACCUUGUCGCAUUUGCAAAAGGAGGCACAAUAGUUUAUUACAUCGCUCAGUCACUGACGUAAGUACAUCUUCCUCACCACCGCAAUCCUCUCAUAACGCUACUGAUACAAUUGUUAAUUUGGCAAAUGAAAAUGUCUCUCAAGUCUUAUUGUCCACUGCUUUAAUAGAAGUAGUUAAUCCGAUUACACUCCAAAAGGAAAGAGUCCGUGCAUUGUUAGAUUGCGGCAGCCAAUCAUCCUUCAUGACGAAUAAUCUAAAAAAUAGAUUGUCAUUAAAAUCAAAUAGUAAUCAGUUGGUUAAUGUUAUUAGCGUAGGUAAUAAUGUUUUUAAUAAGGUUACAGAAACUUGUGUGGCGCAGUUGAAAUCUUUAACAAAGCCAUUUAACGUCACAUUGGGUUUCCUAAUAUUACCAGAAAUAACAGGCGAUUUACCUAAGGCAAAAAUAGACAUAAAUAAUAUUAAUUUGCCUAACAAUGUUAUCCUUGCUGACCCUAACUUCAACCAUCCAGCACCCAUUGAAAUCCUAAUUGGUGCCGAUAUUUUUUGGGAUAUCCUAGGUUGUGAGCAGCAUUCCUUAGGUCCGAAGCACCCUAAAUUAAGGAAUUCCCAAUUUGGUUGGUUAAUCUCUGGUCCCAUUUAUACCAACUUCUGUUACAAACAAGCUAGUACUCAAUGCCAUCAUACCGUAACUACAAAACCAGAUGAUAACAUUCAUCAAGAGCUCACUAAGUUUUGGGAAAUCGAAGAGGUUUCACUAAAAUCACUACUUAGCGAAGAGGAGAAGGCAUGCGAAAGGCAUUUUUUAUCACAUACUACUAGAUUAAAUACAGGUCGUUUUUGCGUUCAUCUUCCUGUAAAGGAUUCUCCUGAUUGUUUAGGCGAAUCAUAUACCUUGGCUAAAAGGCGUUUAGUAAGUUUAGAAAGAAAAUUCAGAAAGCAAUCAAGUUUGAAGACACAAUAUAUUGAAUUUAUGCGAGAAUACUCAGAAUUGGGACAUCUCUCCGAAUGUACAUUAACUGAAUAUGAUGAAGCUUAUUUUUUAUGUCAUCAUGCUGUGUUUAAAGACACAAGUGAAUCGACGAAAAUAAGGGUUGUGUUUGAUGGUUCUGCUCCAUCGUCUUCAGGCCAGUCUAUCAAUGACCUUCUUAUGGUGGGGCCCAAUAUGCAGGAUACACUUUUUUCUAUUUUAAUUAGAGCUCGUCAACAUAAGUAUCUCCUUACUGGAGAUGUAGAAAAAAUGUAUCGACAAAUUCAAGUAGCUAAGAGAGAUCGCAAGUUUCAAUUGGUUUUAUGGAGGGAAGACGAGUCUGAGCCUAUUAAGGCCUAUGAACUUAAUACCGUAACAUACGGAAUGGCUAGCUCAAGUUAUUUAAGUACACGCUGUUUAUGGCAAUUAGGAGAAGAAAGUCCAGAUAAAAAAGUAAAAACCAUUAUACAACGAGAUUUUUACAUCGAUGAUCUAAUUACUGGAGCUGAAAAUGAACAUGAUUUGCGUUACAUUCACAAAGCUGUUUCCGAGGUCCUUCAAAAAGGUUGUUUUAAUCUUAGGAAGUUUAAAACCAAUUUACCGUCUAUUGUGCAAAACAACUCAAAUAAUGAUGAUUUAACAUUCAGUGAGUCAACAAGUACCUUGGGAAUUGGUUGGAAUCCGCCCACUGACACACUUCAUUUUCCUAUUAAAUUUCCAUGCUCUGUGAAAACCGCUAAUUUAAGUAAGCGUGCAGUACUUUCCUCUAUAUUUAGAAUAUUCGAUCCAUUAGGUUUAUUAAGUCCAUGUGUAGUAAGAGCUAAAAUUAUCUUGCAGCAAAUUUGGUUAUUAAAGGUCGGUUGGGAUGAACCAGUACCUGACAAUAUACAAAUGGAAUGGAAUAAUUUUGCUAGUCACUUACCCUCUAUUUCAUCAAUUCAAGUUCCAAGACGUGUUCUGUGUGAUGAGCCAGUAACUGUAGAGAUACAUUCUUUUAGCGAUGCCUCUCAAAGGGCGUAUGGUGCUUCUAUUUAUAUGCGAUCUGUUGAUUCUCAAAACAGAAUUUAUGUUACCCUUUUAUGUUCAAAAUCUAAAGUAGCUCCCGUAAAGGUAACUACUAUUCCACGCCUGGAAUUAUGCGCUGCAUUGCUAGCCGCUAAGCUGUGCAAAACAGUAAAGGAGUCACUCAGACACGAUGUACAGCAGCUUACUCACUGGUGUGAUUCUAGUGUAGUCCUAGAUGCAUCAGCAUGGCGUUAUGUUCCAACAUCUGUCAAUCCCGCUGACCUUAUAUCUAGAGGUGUCAGUCCGAAUUUUCUACAAACCUCAAAUUUGUGGUGGUCUGGUCCAUCGUUUUUUCAAGAGCCUGAAGAAGCAGUAAGUGACCUUACCAAGGAUGCAUUUGUGCUAACAUUUCGCAGAUUUGUGUCUCGUAGGGGCAAGCCAGCGGAAGUGUUUUGCGAUAACGGCCGUAAUUUUGUAUCAGGUGCCAAAGAAUUACAUAAUUUUUUCAAGAUUUCUAAAAAUUCUUUAUUGGAUUUUGCAAGUAGCGAAGGAAUAAAAUUUAACUUCACGCCUUCUUACGCUCCUCACUUUGGCGGCUUAUGGGAAGCGGGGGUGCGCUCCGCUAAGUAUCAUAUUAGGCGUGUCAUGGGAAAUUCAUAUUUAACUUUCGAGGAACUGUCAACACUAUUCUCACAGGUGGAAGCUAUAUUAAAUAGCCGUCCUCUUUGUCCUCUAUCUUCUUCCCCGAAUGAUUUCCAAUGCCUUACACCAGGACACUUUCUGAUCGGUCGGGCCAUAACGUCUCUUCCUGCACCAUCGCUAGAACAGGAGUCAUCAAAUAACCUUCAACGUUACUUUAGACUGGAACAAAUUCAUCAACAUUUUUGGCAGCGCUGGCAGCGGGAAUACAUAGCUGAGUUACAACAGCGCAAUAAGUGGAAGACAGGAUCCUCAAACUUGAACAUGGGUGAUUUAGUUCUUCUUCAAGAAGAUAACAUGCCACCACUUUGCUGGAGACUGGGUCGUGUGUCUAAAUUAUUUCCUGGACCUGAUGGAGUCUGCCGCGUAGCAGAUAUAAAUACUACAAGAGGCAUUGUACGCCGCCCAGUAGUGCGCCUUUGUCCCUUGCCAACGGAAGAAGAUCUACAGGGUUGA
This is a messenger RNA of Achroia grisella, 4329 nucleotides long. RefSeq lists its product as uncharacterized. Bases 1 to 4329 code for a protein of 1442 amino acids. NCBI's taxonomy places the organism in Eukaryota, Metazoa, Arthropoda, Insecta, Lepidoptera, Pyralidae. Gene Ontology annotation, molecular function: nucleic acid binding. The record is from RefSeq and is a predicted model, not a curated record. Gene Ontology annotation, biological process: DNA integration. The transcript has 3 exons.